Molecule: messenger RNA, 1468 nt
Organism: Amphimedon queenslandica
Lineage: Eukaryota; Metazoa; Porifera; Demospongiae; Haplosclerida; Niphatidae
Product: methyltransferase-like protein 14 homolog
Exons: 12
Coding region: 47-1399 (450 amino acids)
Biological process (GO): mRNA modification
Cellular component (GO): RNA N6-methyladenosine methyltransferase complex; nucleus
Molecular function (GO): mRNA binding
Source: RefSeq, a predicted model, not a curated record
CCACGCAAUCACUGGACCACACCCACAGACCCUCCCCUUACCACACAUGGCGGGCGUAGGUCCAUCAAGAGGUAGAUCUGGAACUCCUUCGGCUAUUCCUCAUCUCCAAUCCUCUUCUGACAGAGGAGAUGAGACUGGGAGCUCGUGUAUCUCCAGUCUCCGCCAGUGUAGGAAACUAUUGAGGAGCCUAAAGAAGCGCUCCGUUUUGAAAAGAAAGAUAGCCUCAAGGAAGAGUGGUAUGAGUCAUCUUCGGUAUAUUCUCAAGCUCUCCUCUCAAAGGGAAUUUGAAAUGAAUGAUAAUCACAAGUUUUUAAUAAAUCCGAAAAGACACAGAGUGACCCAGUCUAAGCCAAAGAUCAAAGAAUCUGCUGCUACAAAGGAGAAUGGUGAGGAUCAAACGUUUAAAGGCUCAGAUGUAUUUCUUAAGGGUACACAAAGUGCCAAUCCUCACAACGACUAUUCUCAGCACUUUGUUGAUACCGGCCAGAGACCACAGAACUUCAUAAGAGACACUGGAAUGAAUCAAAGGUUUGAAGAAUACCCUAAGCUAAAGGAACUCAUCAGACUAAAGGAUAAACAGAUCAAAGAUGGUGCUAUUCCUCCAGUCUAUUACAAGGUUGAUUUAUCGUCGUUUGAUUUGACCAGUUUAGAUGCAAAAUUCGACGUUAUACUGAUAGACCCUCCUCUUGAAGAAUAUCAGAGAAGAACCACCGGGAUUACCUACCCCUGGCAACCAUGGGAUUUUGAAGAGAUAAUGAAUUUAAAGAUUGAAGAUGUGUCUGCUCCAAGAUCAUUUGUGUUCUUGUGGUGUGGAUCUUGUGAGGGACUUGACUUAGGAAGAGAAUGUUUAAAGAAGUGGGGUUUCAGAAGAUGCGAGGACAUUUGUUGGGUAAAGACGAACAUGAACGACCCAGGGAACACAACCCACCUGGAACAGAAGUCGAUAUUCCAACACACCAAAGAGCACUGCCUGAUGGGUAUUAAAGGUACAGUGAGGAGGAAUCAAGAUGGACACUUCAUACAUGCCAACAUUGACCUGGACAUUAUCAUAUCUGAAGAGCCAGAGAUGGGUAAUAAUGAUAAGCCAGAGGAGAUAUUCCAUAUCAUUGAACACUUUUGUUUGGGUAGAAAGAGACUCCAUUUAUUCGGCAAUGAUGCCACUGUUAGACCAGGUUGGCUAACACUGGGCCCAAACCUCUCCAGUUCCAAUUAUCACAAAGAAUCAUAUCUUGCUAACUUCACUGACGAGAGUGGUGGCCCACUACUCAAAUUUGACGAGACCAUAGAAACACUUCGUCCAAAGACCCCGCCCCCUAAAGGGCGUGGCAUCGGCCGAGGGGGCCUCAAUGUGAACCCUGGGAUGGGCGGAGUCGGUCGAGGACGUGGCAGCUACACAUGACAUAUUAAUAAUUAUUCUUUUUUAAUUUUUAAAAACAAUAUUGAAUCGGAAAAAUUAUACCCCAAAAAA